Messenger RNA from Paecilomyces variotii, 2467 nucleotides. RefSeq names its product oxidoreductase. The coding region runs from base 114 to 2282 and encodes 722 amino acids. NCBI's taxonomy places the organism in Eukaryota, Fungi, Ascomycota, Eurotiomycetes, Eurotiales, Thermoascaceae. The transcript is spliced from 6 exons. The record is from RefSeq and is a predicted model, not a curated record.
GACUUUGGGAAGAGUUUCCAUAAACUACAUAUGCCGCUCCAAGUCUACUACUGGAAGACGACACACAUUCUUCUUCUUCCUUCAUAUUCAGUUCAGUGACUACGUAAACCGAUAUGGAAGAGGAAAACAUUCCCACCCCUCCAGAGGGUCCCAGAUACACACAGGAAGAAUUCCUAGCGAUUGUCAAUGAGCAGCUAAUAAAAGACUGCAAGUUAGAUGCUUGUAUAGACAAGUAUUUAAUGUCCGCUAAGAAUGAAAUGGAUAAGAAAAAUAAACAGGACUAUUAUCGGCGACCGACACCAGGGUUCGAUGAAGACUCGACCUGCCAGGAUUUGAAGAAGCAACUACUGGAUGAUAUCAAGCAUCAUGUCCCAGAAUAUUUUGCGAAUGAGCAGGAUAUGGCGCUGGAUAAUACAGGGAGCAAGUUGCGUCAACGGAUAGACUCUAGAUGGAGGAAGUGGACAUCUUCUCCUCAAAAGCUUGAAACGGAAAACGGAGAUUUCAACAAAAAGCUGGUUCAAAUCCUGUCUGAGAAUCGACUGCGCCAGAUCUCUGUACAACGUGAUACUGGAGCGUCUGAGGGGCCCUCCUCAUUGCAGGAUGGUGCAUUUACUGAAGUUUGUCGUCAGUUGAGGAAGUUGGUUGAAGGAGAAAAUUCUUCGGCUUCAUUCGCCUGCGGUGGAACAAUUCCGAUCGGGAAGGAUGACAAUGAACACAAUAGCAGUUGUGCGCCAGUUAACUUGUUCUGGAAGACUGGAGAAGAUACACAGGCCCAGAAGUUAGUGCUGCCCCUUACUGACACUCAGGAAUCAAAUGCUAGUCUGCUUCAACGACUGGUAGAUGAUUGUUCUCCUGCCACAUUCGGAAGAGGAGACCAAGAUGUUCUGGACCCCAGCUAUCGCAUGGCAGGCAAACUCGACACAGACAAGUUCGCUUCCAAUUUUCAUCCGGCGGACUUCGGUAUCUUGGAAAAUGUAGAACAAAUUCUACUUCCAAGCAUUAGGACGGAUCUCGAGAACUAUCUACAGUUCCGAAAGAUAACCGCACAUCUGUAUAAGCUGAAUGUUUACUCUGGGCCUUCAGGCCUCUUUCGUAAACACGUCGACACUCCACGUUCGCAGAACCAGAUUGGAUCGUUGGUCGUCUGCCUGCCAUGCGAGUUCAAGGGUGGAAGGUUGCUCGUCCGUCACGAUGGGCAGGAAGUCGACUUUGAUUGGGCCAGCGCAAGCACAUCAACUGUUCAAUGGGCAGCAUUCUACAGCGACUGCGAACAUGAGAUAGAAACAGUCACAGAGGGCCAUCGUAUCACCCUGACAUAUAACCUCCAUGUGACAGAAGCAGUGGGUCUUUCUCUGUUGCCAAACCCGGUUAUCGACCCGAAAUCGCUUCCGUUGUAUGAAUAUGUGAAGGGUAUCCUUGAAAAUCCUGCAGUUUUGAAAGAAGGUGGCGUCCUUGGGUUCUUCUGUUCCUAUGCAUAUCCGCACACUGCGAAGUAUGCCAACGAGGCCCUCCCAAGAUCCCUCAAGGGUUCAGAUUUGGUCCUGUAUUCAGUCUUCAAGUCUCUUGGGAUUUUUGUGAAAGUCGUCCCUGUAUUGGAACUCGGUGGCUUAUACGUUCCAAAUGAUCCGCAACUUGGGAUAUCAGGAAAGACAGAGAAAGGUCAAGGGUACAUACGUACGUUUGAAACAAACUACGAAGCCCGAAAGAAUCUCGAAAAAUUCCGGAAACUUGGCUACAUGGAAUCAUACUUGGGAUACUCAGGGCCACCGCAACGGACGGGAUUGGAGCUGGAAUACCAAGACAUUGGUGCGACUCUCUCGGACUGGGACGACAUCGAUAGACAUUGGAAAACGAUUCUGCUGGGUCGACAAGUGAAUGGACUCUCUGAGCUAGAAGAAGUACCGGGUGAUUAUGAUGAUUAUCAUGACUACAAUGAAAAACCAACAGGAACUCGGGUGGGGACACGUCUGCACCCUUAUUUCACAAGUGACAUAGGCGGGGAAGACAUGAGCGAGAUAGAAGUAGAGGGAGUGUGGCCAUUCUACCAUCUUCCCGGCAUAAUUUGGCUCACAGAACCCAAGAGAGAGGAAAUGGCUUUCACCCACCUCACAUACGGAAACGAAGCAUCGCUUGAUACACGAUAUUCUUGUGCUGCCAUUGUCGCCGUCAUUCCGCCUUGGAACGAGAGGAUGAACGAGAGGGGGAAUGUCCCUGAACAGGCGUCAUCUGGAGAAGCGGAGGGAAGUGGCUCUAAAAGAAGGAAGAGGGCUGCUGGGAAAUAAAAUGAGAUAGAAUCUCAGAUGAUGCUUUCAACACAGAGGUGAAUGGAGCGGGUGGUCCAUAGAUCCUUGCUAUCGACCGGUUCUAGUAUAUGCUACAAUAUCAGACAGUUUAGCUCGUCGUACUCAGAGUAUUGAAUAUUACUCGGUAUCCAAUAUGCAAUGGAACUAGCUUCCCGGGUGUGUGA